Plasmodium gallinaceum is the source of this 1182-nucleotide messenger RNA. RefSeq names its product conserved Plasmodium protein, unknown function. The transcript has a single exon. NCBI's taxonomy places the organism in Eukaryota, Apicomplexa, Aconoidasida, Haemosporida, Plasmodiidae. The coding region runs from base 1 to 1182 and encodes 393 amino acids. The record is from RefSeq and is a predicted model, not a curated record.
AUGGCCUUGAUAAAUUUUAAAGAAAAAAUUCAAAUUUUACUAAAGUUAAAAGAGUCAUUAAUACCACAGGUUGAUGGAAAUUUUAUAAAAAAUUGGGAAAUGGAGGCAAUAAAAUAUCAGAGUACAAGCGAAAAUAUUCUAGUGGAAUUAAAAAAUAUAAAUUUUAUAGAAGGACUAGUAAGUGCUAUUUCGUCUCAAUUAUCAUAUCUUCGAAUAAAUCUACAAAAUUAUCAAAAUAUGUCAGAACAAGAAAAAGAUAAGUUUAAAAGAUUGUAUGUUCUAGCUGCUCUUGGAUUAAUAGCUAAGUUAAAACUUAUUUUAUUUUUCUCAACAUAUAUUAAUUCAAGAGAACAUAAGAAAUUUAAAAAUUUUCCUAAUAUUAACGAAAAUAAUUAUGAAUUGCAACAGAACAAUUGUGGAAAUUCAUAUGAUAAUGAAAUAGAUUUAUCAAUUAAUAAUUCUGAAGAUUAUAUGAAUGGCAAGAGUACUAAAAAAAAUUCUUUACUUAAUAAUUUAAAUGAUUAUUAUUCGCAAUUUCAUAAUUUUACUGAUAAUUACAAAGAAAAUAUUUUUAAUGCAAUGAUACUUAAUAAUAUAGUUAAUUAUAAUUCACAGGAUAAUAGUGGUAAAAAUUUAAAUAAUAGUAAUUUUAAUGAAAAAAGUUUUAAUGUUUAUAAUAAUAACAAUAAUAAUAAUAAUAAUUAUAAUUCUCAUUUUACAAAUAAUUUAGAAGAUCUUUCUUUAGCAAUGAUGAAUAAUUUUUCAUUACAAAAAAAUGAUAAUUUGCAAAAUUCAUCUAUUUUAACAUCAAAAAAAAGAUCUUUACCAUCACCUCAAAACCAAAACAAAACAGUGAGUUUUUUAAAAAAUUCUCAAACUUUAAAUAACAUAGAAAAUAAUCAAGAAGAACAUAUGUUAAAUUAUAAUAACCAAAUAAAUAAUGAAUCACAAAAAUUUUUUCAUCAAAAUCAAGAACAAAUUUCCAAAUAUUUAACUAAUAUCAAUCAAAAUAUACAUUCAACAAAUAAUGAAAAUUCUGAAUUAGAUAAUUGUAAUUCAAAUUUAAACUCCUAUUACCAAUUUCAUAAUGACAAUGGACAAUCUAAAAAUGUUUUACGAUCAUAUAACAAUAAAGUUUACGGUAUUAACGAUAACAUUUAUAAAAAUAGUUAUUAUUUAUAG